Molecule: messenger RNA, 1047 nt
Organism: Cetraspora pellucida
Lineage: Eukaryota; Fungi; Glomeromycota; Glomeromycetes; Diversisporales; Gigasporaceae
Source: the annotation of a GenBank genome assembly
AUGGCUACAAAUCUUUCUAGCAAAACUUUGCAAACUAUAUUUAAAUUUAUUGACACCAAAGAGGAGCGUGAUUAUGGUACUUUAUAUAAUUGUGCUUUGGUCAACCGACAAUGGUGUAAUAAUGUGAUUCCUACGCUUUGGAAAGAUCCCUUUUACGGUGAAAAAAGUGAUGUCGUGAUAAAGAUAUUAUUGUCGUUUCUUGAUAAUGAUCAAUUACAACAACUUGGUUCUAUUAGAGAUGGACUACCUCUUAAUGAAAAUAAAAUGUUUGACUAUCCUUCUUUUAUUCAACAUUUAAAUUUGGAUUUUAUCUAUGAAUCUCUUUACGACUUGUAUUCAGGUUCAAUAGACGCAGCAAAUUUGAGGAAUGUGCAACUUCCUAACAACCCAACCUUGCUUAAUGAUAUUGAAUUAACAUUUACAGUACUUUUGAAAAUGCUAGCUCGAAAAAUUACCGAUGUGAAAAUAUUUUACAUUAAUUGGAAACUUCAUUCUUGCUAUCUUGAUGAAGUUUCAAAAGGCGACAUAAAAAACAAUAAUUUGAAACUUUUAUUGCAACCAGAAAUCAGUGAUCUUUUAAAAAUUACAAUUGAAUUACGUUGGUGGCAAACAAGGCCUUAUAAAGGUUACUUUGUCGAAUUCGCCAAGAUUUGCUCAAAUUUGGAAAAAUUAGUCAUCAGUCUUGCCAACUUCAGUGAAAACCAAAUUGACGAUGCUGCAGAGUUUAUUAGGUCACAAAGAAAUUUAAAAGUAUUAGAAAUUUUUAAUUGUAAUUCUGGUAUCCAAAAAAUUCUUACCUUUUCAAGAGAUCAAGCGUUAUCUAUACAAGCGAUUAUUUUAUAUCAUGUAGAUUUUUAUGGAUGUGAACCAUUAACUAGUUUAACAAAAUGUGAAAAUUUAAGGCAUCUAUCUUUUCGUUAUUGCACAUAUAUACAAAAAGAGAUGUGUAAUCCGUUGUUCUCUGCUAAUUUUCCUAACCUUAAAAAAGUCGAAGCACCAUUUACUUCAUGCCCAGAACUUGAAGAAUGGGCUAGAAGUUAUUUUUGA